Molecule: messenger RNA, 324 nt
Organism: Serpula lacrymans var. lacrymans S7.9
Lineage: Eukaryota; Fungi; Basidiomycota; Agaricomycetes; Boletales; Serpulaceae
Exons: 2
Source: RefSeq, a predicted model, not a curated record
GCUUCAGACCGUAUCAUCAUCGCGCUCUCAGCAUCACAAUUCUCGAGCAUUCAUCCUUUUCCCUGUCAAAUGUCGCUGAUAGUACGGUCUGGAAGAACUUGGAGACCAUGCCAGUGGGUGCGGCUUGCAACUCGAAUGUCGUUACCACAUCCCUUCGCCGCGUGUUUCCUGAGACCUGCUACCAGUUGUGUCAACAGUUCGACGUUCUUUCAGGGAAGCGCACGAUGCAAAUAUUGCACCUUUACGCAAAGAAUCUUCCCAAAAACACAUCCUGGAUAUCCUAUUUAUUUAUUCAGUCACUGUGGUUAAAAGUACACCUGAUUU